Tarenaya hassleriana is the source of this 1609-nucleotide messenger RNA. Its product is annotated as ankyrin repeat-containing protein At2g01680. The record is from RefSeq and is a predicted model, not a curated record. NCBI's taxonomy places the organism in Eukaryota, Viridiplantae, Streptophyta, Magnoliopsida, Brassicales, Cleomaceae. The transcript is spliced from 2 exons. Gene Ontology annotation, molecular function: protein binding. Bases 59 to 1459 code for a protein of 466 amino acids.
GGUCUUAAAUCCAAAACCCUUUAACAGAAACCUCACUCUGUGCAGAUUUACUUAUUAGAUGGAUAUCGAUGAUACGUUGAUUACGGUGGCUGAAGACGAGAGUUUGAACAUGGCAGCUCAAGGCGAGGAUCAUAUCAACGAAAGAUUGAAAACAGCUGCUCAAAACGGAGAUAUCGAGAAAUUCUACCAUCUGCUCGAUGAGGAUCCCAACAUCUUGGAGAGGUUUGAUCGAGAUCCCUUCUGCGAGACGCCACUACACAUUGCUGUCCGAAGCGGGCAAACUCAUUUCGCCAUGGAAAUAACGAGCUUGAAGCCCUCGCUGGCGUGGAAGCUGAACAAGUCAGGGUUCAGCCCCAUGCAUUUGGCUUUGCAAAGUGGAUGUCUUCGGAUUGUGAGAGGGCUUAUGGCCAUCGACAAAGACUUGGUUAGGAUCAGAGGGAGAGGAAGGAUUACCCCUUUUCAUUACGUAGCUCAGACCGGCGAUAGCCAACUGUUGGGCGAAUUUUUGCUUGCUUCCCCUUCUUCUAUAGAAGAUUUGACGAUUAAGUGCGAGACCGCUGUGCAUAUUGCCGUGAAAAACCACAAGUCCGUGGCAUUUAAGGUUCUUUUGGGAUGGCUCAAGAGGGCCAGCCAGGAGGAAAUCUUGAAUUGGAAGGACGAAGAUGGUAACACAGUGUUCCACAUAGCUACGUCUACAAAUCAAACUGAGGUCUUGAAGUUGCUAAGAAAAAUCGUGAAUGUGAACGCCAAGAACUUGGAGGGUGAAACAGCGAUGGACAUAUUCCAAAGUAACCAAGCUUCUCUUAGCCCUGAAGUCGGCGAAAUCCUCGUCAGCUCCAAAGCAAAAGCAGCGCACAAGCUUUCUAGUUCGGCAAGAAAUCUUGCCGGCUACUUGAGCCAAGGACUCUCACUUAUGGAGAAACGGAACAAACUCAUGGGACUGAACAGCUUUAUCAGCAACAAACAAGGAUCUCACGAUAGUAGCGACUUGAGGAGUUCAGUGCUCGUGGUUGCUAUACUGAUUGCAACGGCAACAUACCAAGCUGGUCUCAGUCCUCCAGGCGGCUAUUGGCAAGAAGAUAACGAAGAUCACUUUGCUGGGAAGAUGAUCUUACGUACCCAAUUCGCCGUAAUUUUCUAUGGUCUCAAUGGAAUUGCCUUCUUCUCAAGUGUGUCAGUGAUUCUCAUCCUCAUUAUCGGACUUCCGAUGUGGAAAGUUAUGUACGGCGCCACCGCAGCUCUCGGGAUUGCUAAUUUUACAUCCUUUUUGGCUAUAUUCCAGGGUUCGGGUAGCGUGGGCUGGUAUAUUGCUCUUGUUGUACUGCUCUUCUCUUACCCAUUAGUUACCGCUUUGAUAGUAUUUGUCCCUUUUGUAGCAUUCUUACGCAAUGAAUGCAGCCGCCGUCGAGUGGACUCCCCUACCAGGUAUUUCAGCUCAUGCCGAGAGCUAACCUGGUGAAAGGCUUUUGCCGUUAUUGGGAAACCUAGUAUUGCUUCCUUGUUGUACGAUUCAUUACAUAUAUAUCAUAAGGAGCUCCUGCACUAUAUUGUAACACAAACUUCUACGAACAAAGAGUUUCCGUUAGUGGCGGAGGAUGUUUCUCUUACA